GCUCCCGGAUAUAACCAGACCUUUGAAAAGGUCAAUGGAUGUCAAGCACAAAGUGGCACAUCAGAUUUGGGGCUUUAGUAAUCUUCCUUCAGUAUCUCCAAUCUAUGGAAAGUUGUAUAUGAGACCUAAACAGCCGGAUUUUGACAUCCUCAUGAACUACAAAUCUAGCAGGACAAACUUCCUAAAGCAACUUCAGCGACACAGGGAAUCUGAAAGUAAGUUGGGCUCAUGGGAAGACUCUGAGGUGGAUCGAUACCCCGAUUACUACGGAUCGGUGUCAUUAUUUAGCUGACUUGGGAAAAUGAAGCCAGAGC
Jaculus jaculus (lesser Egyptian jerboa) is the source of this 314-nucleotide messenger RNA. RefSeq names its product chromosome 12 C4orf51 homolog (gene C12H4orf51). The transcript is spliced from 4 exons. Lineage: Eukaryota; Metazoa; Chordata; Mammalia; Rodentia; Dipodidae. Bases 35 to 292 code for a protein of 85 amino acids. The record is from RefSeq and is a predicted model, not a curated record.